Onychostoma macrolepis is the source of this 1371-nucleotide messenger RNA. Its product is annotated as granzyme B-like. Gene Ontology annotation, biological process: proteolysis. Gene Ontology annotation, molecular function: serine-type endopeptidase activity. NCBI's taxonomy places the organism in Eukaryota, Metazoa, Chordata, Actinopteri, Cypriniformes, Cyprinidae. The coding region runs from base 778 to 1371 and encodes 197 amino acids. The record is from RefSeq and is a predicted model, not a curated record. The transcript is spliced from 4 exons.
UAAAACUGUAGCUACUAUAGUAAACACCCUAAUAAAUACAUUUUCAGCUCAAAAGGAUAUACAACUUUUGUGUUUUUGUACAUUGAUAAUAUAUAAAACUGCUUCAGUUGUACAUAAACAAGCAGAUAUUGAUUGGUGCUGCAUGCUAUUUUGACCAGCAAAAAUAAAAAUAAAAUAUUCUUUCAUAUAUUUAUAAUAUAGCAGUAAUGUGGUGCAAAAAUACUACACAGAACAAAUUUUCAUAUUACUAAACACAACAUGUUAGACAAAUUAAAUAAACUGAAUCAAAAUCUGGUGCUCCUGAGCUGCUGCGGAAUUUUACAAAACUUUGUGCGCCUCCUCAGAAUGUCCUGUUGUGUCAAGGUUUGUUAAGCUUUAACAUUGUGUUCAGCAGAUGUAGGUCAGCUUGUAAAAAUGGGCAUUGCCUGACCAAUUAAUUAACUUAUAUCUUCGCAAUGCUUCGACAAAUCACAAUACUUUUGAUCCCUUUUUGCCAGCACUGUCCCUAUAGCUGCUGUGCCUGUUUUGGUGAAGAUCAAACCAGCGGCCUAGGAAAUCUUCGAAAAUAGGCUAUUAAGAAAAUUCAAAAUUGUGGAAAGAAAAUUGUAGGACAUGACUCAAGGAUUCAGGGGGGGGAACAUAUGUAUGCCCACAUACUUUCAAUGCAGGACAAUAAGGAAAAAGAAUAAGAAGUCUGUACAAACACAGGUUCCAGCACCAUUAUUCCUCCGUACGUAAUCUGGUAAUGGUGUAAGUUUGGUUUUUGUCACAGGUGGCAUGGACAGCAGUAUUAUUGGAGGAAAAGAGGCUAAACCUCAUUCUAGGCCAUACAUGGCAUCUAUUCAGUGCAAAAAUCAUCACACAUGUGGAGGGAUGCUGAUCAGAGAGGAUUAUGUACUGACAGCGGCCCACUGUUUGAAUCGUAGUGUCUUCUCUAGUCGAGACCACUUUGAGGUUGUUCUGGGAGCUCACGACAUCAAAAAGAAGGAGAAGACCCAGCAGAGAAUCCCAGUGAUUAAAUACAUUCGACAUCCUAUGUUUGAACUGAACAAUAAGAUGGACUACAGCUAUGAUAUAAUGUUACUAAAGCUGAAGAACAAAGCCAAGCUGAAUAAAUUUGUGAAAGUUAUGGCUCUUCCAAAGAAAAAUGGAAAAACACCAGCUAAUGUUAAAUGCUCCAUUGCUGGUUGGGGGUUGAAAACCCCAAAUGGAGAACAGGCAUCAGAUGUGAUGCAAGAAGUCAAGCUUAAACUGCAGUUCAGCUUCGAAUGUAAAAACAAGUGGAAGCAGUACUUCAGCUCUGAGAGAAUGAUCUGUAGUGUUUCAGAUGGGAAACAUGCUUUUUGUUCGAUGACUGGUAACAAAUCCUAA